Molecule: messenger RNA, 864 nt
Organism: Trematosphaeria pertusa
Lineage: Eukaryota; Fungi; Ascomycota; Dothideomycetes; Pleosporales; Trematosphaeriaceae
Product: GAF domain nucleotide-binding protein
Exons: 3
Coding region: 249-701 (150 amino acids)
Cellular component (GO): cytosol
Molecular function (GO): L-methionine (R)-S-oxide reductase activity; protein binding
Source: RefSeq, a predicted model, not a curated record
GAGGAACAAAAGAAACGUGUGAACAUGGUGCACGCGGAAGCUUCUACCUUCGCCAAGGGGAUGAGCAAGAAGGAAGUGUACGCGCAGGUGCUUGAGCAAGCGAAAGCUCUAUUCGAAGGCCAGCGUAACUGGGCAAGUAUCUCCUAGCCUGGCUUGUUCACGCCUAUCUUUUAAGUACCAAGAAUGCUAACAUCCAUACAGGUCUGGUAAGCCCCCCUCCACGCCACACGAAGCAAUCGUCCACCACAAUGCCGAAGUCACGUUUCCCUACUUACGCGCAAGCAAGCAAUUUCUCCAACACGGCCUCUUUGCUCUGGCACGCCUACCACUCACUACCCUCACCCUCCUCCUCCGUGAACUGGGCUGGCUUCUACUUCGUCGACCCUUCGAACCCCUCUCAACUCAUCCUGGGGCCCUUCCAAGGCCAGGUCGCGUGCCAGACGAUUGCAUUUGGCAAAGGGGUAUGUGGAACCGCUGCGCAGACUAAGAUCACGCAGUUGGUCGAGGAUGUGGAGAAGUUCCCGGGGCAUAUUGCGUGUGAUGGGGCGAGUCGGAGUGAGAUUGUUGUGCCGAUUUUGAAGGAGGGGAAGGUGGUGGCUAUUAUUGAUGUCGAUUGUGCAGAGGUGAAUGGGUUUACGUUGGAUGAUCAGGCUGCGCUGGAAGAGUUGGCGGAGUUGCUGGCGCAGUCUUGUGACUUCUGAUGCUUCAGCAGAGAAGGGGAGCACCGAUUUGAUGGUGGAUACGGCUCACUAGGGAUAGAACCAGCGCCAUGGGACCUGGGGUUUAGGAGGUUCUAAAAAAGAGGCGAGGAAUUGCUUUCUUCGUUCAGCCACGAACGUGGUGGCACACAUUAGGAAUGAGUCG